CAACGUGUGGCACGACUCUCGGAAAGUCAUUUCAGGCAUGAUUUCAAGAUAGUAUAUUUUUUCCUUUCUAAAACCCUAACACCAAAAACAAUCUCCCUCCCUCUCUCUUCUCCACAUGGCAUCUUUAGCUCUACCUGGAAGCUUUUUAGCUACCAGCAAACCUCGUCCUUGUAGAUAUGCUGCCGGAGACUCAAUUAUAAGAUGUAAUGUGGCAGAACCAUUAAGGUUUAACAAGGAGAAUGGGGGAUCAAGCAUGGCUCUUCAGAUUAAUGGUGACAGUUCAUUUAACAAUCUUUGGACCGCUAAUCAAGUAAGGAGAUUUCCAGUUCCACAUGCUCAAAAUGAUACUAGACUCCGGAUUUUCUCUGGCACUGCCAAUCCUGCACUUUCUCAGGAAAUUGCUUGCUACAUGGGUUUGGAACUUGGAAAGAUAAUGAUAAAACGUUUUGCUGAUGGCGAAAUCUAUGUCCAGUUACAAGAGAGUGUUAGGGGUUGUGAUGUAUAUCUUGUCCAACCUACGUGUCCUCCUGCUAAUGAAAAUCUGAUGGAACUCUUGAUAAUGAUUGAUGCUUGCCGUAGAGCCUCAGCCAAAAAUAUUACUGCAGUGAUUCCGUACUUUGGGUAUGCCCGUGCUGAUCGUAAGACUCAAGGUCGUGAAUCAAUUGCUGCCAAACUUGUAGCAAACCUGAUUACAGAAGCUGGUGCAGAUCGAGUUCUUGCUUGUGAUCUUCAUUCUGGCCAGUCAAUGGGUUACUUUGAUAUUCCAGUGGAUCAUGUACAUGGCCAGCCUGUCAUACUUGAUUACCUUGCCAGCAAGACUAUCUGCUCUGAUGAUCUAGUUGUGGUAUCUCCGGAUGUUGGUGGGGUUGCAAGGGCAAGAGCUUUUGCCAAAAAGUUAUCUGAUGCACCUCNUUUUUUUUUUUUUUUUCACUUUGUAAUGAAUUUGAUUGGCGAUGUUAGGGGAAAAGUGGCAGUUAUGGUUGAUGACAUGAUUGAUACGGCUGGUACUAUUGCAAAAGGAGCUGCCCUUUUACAUCAAGAAGGAGCCAGGGAAGUUUAUGCAUGCACCACUCAUGCGGUUUUCAGCCCUCCUGCGAUAGAGAGGUUGUCGAGUGGACUGUUUCAGGAGGUAAUCAUCACAAAUACCAUUCCGGUGGCAGAACAGAACUAUUUUCCCCAGCUGACCAUUUUGUCUGUUGCAAACCUCUUGGGCGAAACGAUUUGGCGUGUCCAUGAUGACUGCGCAGGCGGCUUUGAGCCUUACUCCGGCUUGGGAAUUGAUUAGUCCUUCAUGUUCAUUGCUUGUUUUGAAACUGUUAUCUGAAUCUUGAAGCAGUAUUUUUAAUGUUGCCUGGAGCUUGAAGCAGUAUGUAAAUCUACCAAAAUUUUCGUCUAGUAACAAAGAGAGCAUUUUCUGAUGUACAGAUAUUUUGUGCGGAAUGUUACAUUGUAAAUCUUUCAAUCAGUGACUUGGAUCCAUGUAGUAGAUGAGUCUUUUUGAUUAAUAUGAAGCUUAAUUGAAUUGCUAUUA
Messenger RNA from Nicotiana tabacum (common tobacco), 1531 nucleotides. Lineage: Eukaryota; Viridiplantae; Streptophyta; Magnoliopsida; Solanales; Solanaceae. The record is from RefSeq and is a predicted model, not a curated record.